This is a messenger RNA of Botrytis sinoallii, 1269 nucleotides long. RefSeq lists its product as uncharacterized. The record is from RefSeq and is a predicted model, not a curated record. The coding region runs from base 1 to 1269 and encodes 422 amino acids. NCBI's taxonomy places the organism in Eukaryota, Fungi, Ascomycota, Leotiomycetes, Helotiales, Sclerotiniaceae. The transcript has a single exon.
AUGGCCGAACACGAAGACAAAAAGUCACGUAGGGCUGAUCUUCCAAGACAACGCAUGGUUCUGCUUGAAGAAAUCACGGGCAUUGGAACUAAGUACUUUGAAAUUGAGUUUGGCGAAGCUAGCGCCCAAAUUGCUAGUGGUUGUAAAUUUUCGUGGGCUGCCAUGCGAGAAACAACUCGACCAGAAGACGCUGCCUAUUGUCUACUAGGUCUCUUACAAGUCAAUAUGCCGUUGUUAUACGGAGAAGGAAAUAAGGCAUUCCAACGCCUACAAGAGGAAGUCCUCAAAAAGAACCAAGAUCUAAGUAUACUUGCUUGGGGAUUUGAUAUGACUUGGCGAGAGACUUCCUUACGGACAAACAUGGGUUUACGCUCUUAUGGUAUUUUGGCGCCGUCAUCUCAUUAUUUCAGAAAGUUCCCUGUUUCUCUGUCGAAAUUUGAUAACCACUUAAAAUUGGCUACCCAUUCUAUGAUGACAAAUCUGGGGUUAAAUAUAAACUUACCUCUGAUGUGUAUCAAUUCAUCACUAGGUAUUUAUCUUGCUUUUAUCAGUGGGUGGGCAGUCGCGCGGCUUGGGAACAAGCGUGAAGCAUUCGUCUUACCUUUGCUGAAACAAGAAGAUCAACUUUUUGAACGCCUUUCUGGAAGUCCCCCCGUCGUCUCCGUCACUUUAACCAAAGGGUCAAAUCGAAAAAUCAAAUGGAAAUCAAUAUAUCUCAUUCAACCGAAAAGCACACCCUCGACUUGGAAGCCCCGGAAAUUCAAAUCGAUCAACGACCUAGAUUUCUUAUUUUUUCGUCCAGGCCAAUACACCAUUGAACAGUCAGGCUUUCAAUUAUAUCAUAAUCAGAUGAGCACAGCCGGCUUUUCAGUAAGAAGUGUAUUCCCGCCUGGGUUCAAUGAUUCGGCAUCACAUCUCACAUGGGAAUCGCUAAGCAGGAAUUUUGAAAUAAUCUUGGUUCUCUCUAGAAACAAUACAGAUUGCUGCGUCAUUUACGUGAAGGGACGAACCACGAGCAGAGAUCGUAUCAGAAUAAGCAAAAUGGCGAUUGCACGUUGUGAGCCCUCGCUUUCCGCAUGGCAAUGGCCUCAUCACCUCGCUAUGACGGUAGGCUCAGCGCAUUUGAAUUGGGGAUCUUCUGUGAGCUUUCAUUCUGAUCGCGAAAGGAAAGCGGAGCAUGCUUCGCUGGAGCUGAAUACUGGUGUGGCGAGUUGGCAUGGAAAUUUUGUUGGGAUUGUUAUCAAGCAUCGUGUUGGAGCAAAUGGAUAA